Molecule: messenger RNA, 5440 nt
Organism: Thrips palmi
Lineage: Eukaryota; Metazoa; Arthropoda; Insecta; Thysanoptera; Thripidae
Gene: Stim
Product: stromal interaction molecule homolog
Biological process (GO): activation of store-operated calcium channel activity; intracellular calcium ion homeostasis; store-operated calcium entry
Cellular component (GO): endoplasmic reticulum; plasma membrane
Molecular function (GO): calcium channel regulator activity; calcium ion binding; protein binding
Source: RefSeq, a predicted model, not a curated record
AGAUUCUACCUGGCACAGGCUGGGCUGGCUGCUGCUGUUCUUGUCUUGCCAGUUCCGAACAUGCAACCUUGAACUGUUUUGUUGCUAAUAUUCGUACCUUCUGCUCUGAUUUCGCAACAAAACCACGAAAUGCUUUUCAUCUGACUUCACAUGAUUCUUUCGUAUAUCAGGAUGUGCGCAUCACAACAGCAAAUGUUACUAUUCUGUGGAAUUCUGUCGAAACGGUCGUAGCAGGCAGACAGUUGUAAAAAGAGAAAAAGAGUUCGUUCUGCUGGGCUUACCAGCAACAAUGUUGUACUUUAAGUUCAAAACAAUGUUUUGGUGUGGAACGUGUCGAUGGCUCUUGCUAGUGGCGAUCUUGCUAAGUACUGAUCUGUGUUGCGGACAACUGAAUCUUGUGCGUCCAACUUCUCCGUCACCGAGCCCGUCACAAGUCGGUGCAGAUUCCUACAGGAACUCUCCGCUGGGAAGUAACAGUCCUGUUUUGUCAAGGAGCUCCAGUUCUCCUUCCUCACAUUCAUCUGGAGAAAAUCCAUCCAAUGAGCCAGUUUGGGAAGCCACUUAUGCAGAUAACUGCAAUGAAGAUAUAGCAUGCUUAACAAUUGCUCAGAAUGCGCGUGGGUUGGAGGCCAUCAGAUCAUUGCAUCGACAACUAGAUGACGACGCUAAUGGAAGUGUCGACUUAUCAGAAUCUGACGAAUUUUUGAGAGAAGAGCUCAAAUAUGAGCAGGGCUCCGAAAAAAGACAGAAGGCAUUCCAUCGCAAUGAUGACAUGCAUAUAUCUGUCAGAGAGUUGUGGGAAGCAUGGCUUCGAUCAGAGGUUCAUAACUGGACUGUAGAACAGACAACAGAAUGGUUGGCCUCUAAUGUUGAACUUCCUCAGUACAUUCCAACAUUCAUUCAUCAUCGAGUUACAGGAGCACUAUUGCCAAGAUUGGCUGUGAGCAACAUGCAGUAUUUAACAUCUACUUUGGGAAUUAAAGAUCCCAUUCACAAGCAGAAGAUCCAGCUCAAGGCCAUGGAUGUAGUUCUCUUUGGGCCUCCUAAAGAUGUGAGUCAUCACUUGAAAGAUCUGGUCCUGGUCACCCUGCUGAUAAGUGCCUUGACUGGUUGCUGGUAUGCGUAUACUCAAAACAAGAACUCAAAGCGCCACCUUCGCCGUAUGAUGAAAGACAUGGAAGGUCUUCACAAAGCAGAACAGAAGCUGGAAAAUAUGCAGAAAGAGUUAGAACAAGCAAGAUUAGACCAAGAAAAUGUAGCAACUGAAAAACAAAAUUUGGAAAGGAGACUUGCUCAAGAGUGCAACACUUCUGAACUGAGAACAUCAUAUUCAGACCUUGAAGUAUCUCAGUUAAAGACUGAAAUUGAGACUUUGCGUAAUGAAUUGGCCAGAGCGGAGGGAGAACUUCAAGACCGUUGCUGGGCUCCUCCACCAGGCUUACAACAAUGGCUCCAAUUAACACAUGAAAUAGAAAAUAAAUCAUAUACAAAGAAAAAAAUAGCAGCUGAAAAACAAUUGCAACAGGCUAGAGAUGCUUGUGAAAAGUUACGCAAGAAGCGUUCAAGUCUUGUUGGGGCAUUUGUUUCAACGCAUGGUCGGUCGAUUGAUGAUGUAGAUAGAAGUAUUGUGGAAGCUAGAACUGCUCUUAAUGAGGUUACGCAAGAAUUGCAAGAACGAGUGCAUCGCUGGAAACAAAUCGAGUUACUCUGUGGCUUCAACAUUAUCAAUAAUAAUGGACUGCAAUACCUGGAAAGCGUUUUAUAUCGCAAUGUGUCAAAUGGAAGGAGCUUUGGCCUUCGAAGUCGAAUGGGUAGCAGCCAGGACGACUUGGAUGAUGAUACUUGUUCAUUGUACUCACCAUCUUCAGCAGGUGCCCUUGAAGCUUGGGUUAGAGAGGCGGACUCCUCGGGAAGCGAAGCAGGGCGCCAGGACAAUGAGGAAGAUUUGUCUCCAAUGAGCCCAACCAGUGAAGUUCACUCUGACAUGAAGACAGCCGACGGAGCAAACAAUGUGCAUUUUAUUGUCGGGGGUGAAUCCACUUGGUCGGACAUGCAGCAGAAGACGACACAGCCUACGUUGAGGCACAAUCGAAAGGAUAUAGGACCUAGUAUGGUCCGUUCACAAUCACAAGAUGCUGAUAUUUCUCUUGCUGGUUCAGAGAUAAGUCCUCAAAAAAUCUUCCAUUCUGAGACUUCUUUACAAUACAGAAGUACUGGCGCACCAACUCGACGCUUGAUUAGAGAGGCGUCAAAAGAUUCACAUGCCUCCUCUCAUGGCUCCUCACAAGGGUCAUCUCAUGGGUCAUCGUCAACCCCACCCCAAGGUAACCCAGAACAGCGGUUGAUUGAUGAAGAAGCUUGUUCUACAGAUUCCAAUCCAGCUCUCAUAGAUGAUGAUUUCAUUCGUCGGAAGAAGAAGCACAAAUUACAUUUUCCAUCACUCACAAGGCGUAGCACUGGGAAAGGAAAGACCAGUACAGUGACAGAAUAAACUCUGUCCAAACCGGUGAGGUUUUAGUGUGAUUUCUAUGUGGUGAGGGCCUUAUUACCUAUGGAAGCAAGUGUGUGAUGUUUUUGAGUGAGAGGUGUGUAAAGCUUGUUUCAGACCACAAACACUAUUGUUAAAAUCAAUUUCUCUCUUUCUCUUCCCUUUGGGAAUGGAGUGAUUUGUAGAUGCUCACUUACCAAAUUUUAAAUGUUACGUUUUGAUUGUGAUCUAAACUUUACACGCUUAUUCAACUGAUGCUGAAACAGAAUCAUCCUCAAAGUUCUCUCUUUACAAUAUCCAUUAACCAAAAUCAUAAUUAGAUGUUGACUUCAGCUGUCUCUGACUUUUGCUCUCUAACAGAAAAUUGAAACCUUUUCUUGUUAUAUCGCAAUCCAUAGGGUUCUGACAAAACCUUGUUGUGUUGGCUGAUUGGCCACUUCUUGCAUUGUUCAGAGUUCUAUUCAUUGGUUGUGUAAUGUAGGCCGCAGAGUCCAGUUACCCUGUAAAUAUUUAUGUCUACUUAGAGACUCGUUUCUGUUUUUUUGUAACUUCCUGGAACCUGUGGGUAAUUUAAAUUGGGUUUUUAAAUUUUAAAUGAAGAACUGAUUUCUAUUGGUGAUACUUUUAGAUUUUCCAACAGUCUAUUUUAUCAUUGAUUUCUUUAUUUUUCACUUGUUUUUUCUUUAUAUUGACUUGUUGGAAACUGACUUGCACUCUACAGUGCCGAUAUGACUGUUUUAAUGUGAAAUACCAAUAGUGCAAUCAAGUGCAAUAGUAAUAGCAAAUUGUUACAAAGCGUGAUAAGAACUUGUUAAAGACUAAUUAAUUAAUACAAAAUUUUUCUGAAAAUGCCCACAUACCUAUAAGAAAGCUCUAUUUAAAUGAAAGUAGUAAUCAUCUCAGCAGAAAAGGUGGUUGUUCAACAUUAUAGCACUUUUUUUUUUAAAAGAUAGAAUACUCUUUGGGAGGAAAAAAGGAGAGAAAAAACAAGAAACAAACAUGGAACUAAUGUACUUAAUCAGAGUUUUGUUGAGUUGAAACUAUUGUAUUGGGAGUGCACAACAAAUUAUUGAAUGCAUCCAACUGUAUACAGGAAACCCAUGCACAUUUGCACAACAUUUUUGUGGGGAAACAAAGCUUUUUCAAGGUUUGUUAUUGUUUUGAUUUUUUUAUCACACUGAAAAAAGAGUCUUGCUGUAAGUUUUUACAAUGGCCUACAUGUUAUUCCGAAGAUAAGUGUUUUGUGUCAGCUUUCUGUAAGAAAACAAUAUUAGGACACAAUAAUUUUGUAGUUCAUACUUUGGGAUCGAAUUUAACAUGGUUCAAGAGAUGUUCAGACAUUUUCAUCUAGUGUGGACACCGACACCACAUGGUAUUAAAAUUGUUUUUCAUUAUUUAAUGUUAACAUCUGAGGUCCAACAUCCUUCAAGAUGUUUGUGACAACUUUGUGAUACACCAUUUUUACUAUAUUUCUCAUCUUUGGUGGUAACUGUACUUAUUUAUUCAAGAUUUCAUGUUAAGUGUUUGUCGCAGAUAGAAUUGAAUGUUACAAUGGUUAACAAUUUGGGUUUUACCAAGUCAUGUUAUUGUGAUAUUAAAAUAUUAUCAUUUUAAUCGGACCGAAUGCAAUAUUUGCAGACCUUGUAUUGUCAUUUUCUUGACAGUGAUUCAGAAAGCCACAAAGAAGGCUGUGCUAUGAAUGGUGUUAAGUCUUUCUUCAAUAUGUUUCAGUUCUUUCAUGCAUCAGAAAAUUGGGCAUACAGUAUGCUUAUUCUUUGCAUUACAGUCUUCCUUAUGGUAGUAAUUUUUGUUGUUGUCUUUUGUUGCUUUGGGCUGUCACAGCUGUCUUUCAGCCAAGAUCAGAUUCUUAACAUAAUUAAGAGUCUAAGCCAGAUAAAGCCAAAUGUGUGAAAUUUUGAGGCACCACCAAGGUUUUCUGACACUGAAUGCAGCAUGCAACAUAUCGAGCUAAACUGUUUACCAAGAGCAUGUUCAUUUGAAUCUCGUUGACUCUUUGGCAACAGAAACAAUGCUUAGACAUAAGAAGCCUUCAACUGGUAACAGCAAGUUGUCAUCUGGAAGUAUUCAUAUUAAUUAUUAACUGUUUAAAUUGUUACCUCCGAAUGAUAACUCAGAGGUGCAGUAUUCACCUAUUAUGUCCUUUAGUGCUCAAACGGGCUACAUGUCUUCCCAGCAUUUUUUCUUUGUUGAAUGUAUUAAACAAUUCAUCCUUUUUUUGUGAUCCACCGUACUACUUAUGUUUAAUCCUAGACAAUCAUAGACAACAUUCUGGCACCUCCUGUUUGUCAGGAAGGAGAUGAGAAUGGUUUUGCAAUAGAUUGUGCUUGGAUUUUAAUUUUAAGUAUCUGUUUAACAAAAAUUCAUAUAUUGGGUGUUUUUGUUAUUUUGUGGUAGAGUGAAUCCAUAGCUUCAGUUAAAAGAAGUUUUUUUUUAUUGUUUUGGUCAAUGUAUUUUUAAUUUGUUUCAAAGAAUAAUUCAAAGUACCAUUGUAACAGUACAGGUAAUUUUGAUUUACCUACUUAUUCUUUGGAGCUGUAUUUAACUUUGUACUGUUUUGUUUGUUUCCUUCUCUUGCCAUACAUUUUACGUCCUGUUAUCGCCUUAUUAUUGAAUAGAUGAAAUUUAAAGUGGCUUUUCUGAUGCCUGACAUUAGGUCAGUUCAAAUCGCACUGCAGAUUACAGCUUGUCUCUUGAUUUUGACCUGUAUAUUCUAAAUGGAAAUAUUUUAUGGUGAGGAAUGCUUACUAGGCUUUUGUUCUUAAGAUUUGAUUUGUUACAUGACAGGACCUCAAACUGUUCUUGUUUUCUUUUUUAAAUGUGUGUAAUGUACUGAUAUCUGAUAAUGAUGAAAUAGUGAGAGGUAUUGAUAUUGAACAAAAAGAAUUUUGAAAUGAAAGUAAUUGUAAUAAAUAAUAAAGAUUUAUCAUUCAG